Messenger RNA from Vicia faba (fava bean), 543 nucleotides. The record is from the annotation of a GenBank genome assembly. NCBI's taxonomy places the organism in Eukaryota, Viridiplantae, Streptophyta, Magnoliopsida, Fabales, Fabaceae.
AUGGGUGAUAGGUCUACUGGUGAUUGGUCUACUAUAGCAGAAACAGGGUCAGAAGUUUCAGAAACGGGUGUGAUGGUGGGAUUAGUAUUGGUGUUGGGAAAUGAACCAUUGGACAAAGGGGAGAUGUCAUCAUUGUCCAUUGAGACAUCAUAUAAAGGAAUACUUUGUACAUCCAAACCAAUCGAUCAUGUUAUUGAAGUUGAAGAUAAUAGUGAAAUCGAAUUGUCAAAUGAACAACAUGAGAAUGGUGUGAAUGAUGUUGUUGAUAUCAAUGAUGAAACUGGAAAUAAUGAUGCUAGUGAAGACUCAGGUGAAGAUUCUGAAACUGAAUAUGAUAGCUCAAAUGAUCUACCUACAAGGAGAAUAAAACCACCUGGCUACCUCAGAGAUUAUGUGACUGGAUUGGAAAAUAUGGACAAUCAAAAUUCUAGUCACCUCCAGAACUUGACAAUUACUAUGUUUAGCUCCAAAGAAGAUCCAAGUUCCUAUGAAAAAGCUAUAAAGUUACACACUUGGAAGAAGGCCAUGGAGAGUGAACUGUAG